AAUUGCCGCUUUGAAGUCUGUUACUGAAGAUGCAGUAGACGCUUGUUGGCAGCAACACCUUGCAAGAGCACCCACCGCUUACGAGCAACAUUUCCCCUGGGAACACUUUCCCUGCUGUGAGUUGUCCACUCGGUAACAGCAGCGUAGCCGCUGCAUUAGAGCAACAUUUAUGACAUUGUGAUGUCACAUCCUCCGCUUACUUGCAUUGUUUUUUUGGUGGCAAAACCAGACAAAAUGCCAAGCAAUUUCUCACUGAAAGAAAAUCUACAGAUUAUCCACAACUGUCGAGCUCUGGGGGCUCCUCAACACCAAGUUGCAGCCAAGUGGGGGUUGCACAGGUUGGCUGUUGGCAGAAUGUGGAAGCAGAAGGAUAAGCACGAAGACAGACCGUCAAAUAGCUGCCGUACGCGUGGGCAUGAAGGGAAAAGCUGCUGAUGUCGGCUAGUCUCUCUUUAUGUGGUUCAAGGAAAAGAUGGCGCAGGGAGUACUACUUGCUGGACGCAUAGUCAAGGAAAAACCCCUUCAGUUUGCUGCUUCCCUGGGGUUGAAUGAUUUUAAGGCAAGUGACGGUCGGUUUAUGAGAUGGAAGAAAUGCUGACUAAAUGGGACUUUAUUUGAAAGGGCUCUGUGACAGAGGACAUGUCAAAAAAAAUGAAAAGCUAGGAGGAGGGAAAGUGCUUGUCGGUGCCAACGUGGAUGGGAGUGACAGACGCCUGCUGGGUCAUUUUGAUCGGGAAGUCAAAAUGACCCAGAUGCUUUCUGAAGGAUUUCAGUAAACUUCCCUUCAGUUGUCAGUUCAGCGAAUGCCUGGAUGACAGGUGAGAUUUUCAUCAACUGGCUGAAAAAGUGGGAUUAUCAGCUUUGCUUGCAGAGCUGUAAAAUAUGCCCCUUCCUGACUAACUGCUCUACACACCCCCAAGGAAUGGGUCUCACUAACAUUCAGCUCAAAUUCUUACCCCCUAAGGCUACAUUUUUGAUGCAACCUAUGGUUCAAGGUGCGAUUAAGAACAUGAAGGGACAUUACCGAUCAAAAAUCACAAACCGGAUUAUUGUUGCUCUUGCUGCAGACCCCGCACAUAUGUUCAGACAGGCCUGAAACUUGAAAAUGUGCUAGAUUGUGUUCAUCUUGGUGCUGCCGCCUGGCAGGAUGUAAAGCCGACAACAAUUUCCAAUUGUUACAGGAAAGGCAAAUGUGUUGCACCAGUGGAAGGUGUGCGAGACGAGGGGAUUGUUCAGGGAGGUCGCCAGUCUUCAAUGAUCCACUUCCAGUCAGCAUGGAAAAAGAGGACUUAGCAGCUGCUGGGGAUGAGGAUUUGCUCACGUUUGGAGAGCUACCCAAUGAGGAAUUAAUACUGAGCUGCAGCUGCUGCAAGGCCAAAGAAACAAGCUUGUGUUGAUGAAACAUAUAAUUGAGAGGAUAAUCAAGAGAGUGAGGACGUCUGACAAACUCCGAGCGGUCGAAGGCUUUGCACACACUCUGGCACUUUUCCCGGGUCGUGGGACUUGGUGACAGAGUCUGCAGGACAUGGAGUCCCAUCUUCAAAACAGAUUUGCUCUGCUUCUUCUCUGUUCUUUCAGCCGAACAGGCAUUGUGGCGUUGGCGGGGCGUUGGCAUGGCUCGCAUUACCCUGGAGGACCUCAAUGGAUUGGACGAUGAGUCCCUUGAUGAAGAUGAGGAGCCAAUGGAUGGGGAAGAACAGAACAGGCUGUUCUCUCAUUGGGAAACAGUGGCCAGCACCCACCAAGUGACCCUUCCUCAAGAGAUGGCGGGUCCCAUCAUGCAGAUGACGCAGCACAGCCAGGUGCGUGAGCCGGUGCCCUACGUCACCCUGCUGCAGCAUGAGAAGUGCGAGGAGCGGCUGUACCCAGCGGGGAAGUGGGCCUGCGUCACCAAGGGGGAGCCGAUGUACGAACAGAGCAGCUCCAUGGGCUUCAUGAAACUCAUGCGCUACAUCUGCAAGGAGAACUCCACAGGCCGCUACCUGGGCAUGACAGUGCCUGUGGUGAACGAGAUCCGCCUGAGUGAGGAGGGCACCGAGCUGCUGCGGGACGUCACCACUACCUAUUACCUCCCAGGGGAGUUCCAGCCCGACCCCCCUCUCCCCACGGACCCUGACAUCCGCAUCAUGGAGAGACAGCCGCUCCGCGUCCUGACCAGAGUUUUCUAUGGGGUGACGACAGAGGAGACGAUCCUCCGGGAGAUCCGCCUUCUCUGGGAGCUGCUGGGCUCCACAGACACCGUGCUGCGGGAAAGCUACAUGGUGGCUGCCUAUGAGAACCCCAGCGUCCCUCAGCGGCGCAACGAGAUCUGGUUCAUCCGGCGGGCAGAAUGA
Mauremys reevesii (Reeves's turtle) is the source of this 2333-nucleotide messenger RNA. RefSeq names its product heme-binding protein 1-like. The coding region runs from base 1614 to 2333 and encodes 239 amino acids. The record is from RefSeq and is a predicted model, not a curated record. The transcript has 6 exons. Lineage: Eukaryota; Metazoa; Chordata; Testudines; Geoemydidae.